Molecule: messenger RNA, 4074 nt
Organism: Lineus longissimus
Lineage: Eukaryota; Metazoa; Nemertea; Pilidiophora; Heteronemertea; Lineidae
Product: 2-aminoethylphosphonate--pyruvate transaminase-like
Exons: 8
Coding region: 120-1544 (474 amino acids)
Biological process (GO): organic phosphonate catabolic process
Molecular function (GO): 2-aminoethylphosphonate:pyruvate transaminase activity
Source: RefSeq, a predicted model, not a curated record
GAGAGGUCGGGUCAACCCAGGAGAACUGAGAAGGGGACGGAAGCACCUCAUUAACUACCAAUUUUCUCGAUUUUAUAGCUUCUCCAAUCAAUCACAGUUCGACAGUGCGCUGUACAAUCAUGUUGUCACCAAUCAGAUUGGUUCCGGGACGUGGUCAUGUUGCUGCCAGUGCUUUCAGGCAACUUCAAAAUCGAUCUGUGACAUUGAGCUUGCAACAAUGUAGACCUGUAUUAUCUACAGGGUGUGUGCAUGAGCUGUACAAAUCUUAUGAAAGAGGUAUCUGUUCUACUGUUCCAGUGUAUACAACUAACAAAACUGGCCAUGGACAUGAUGCCAAUUGGGAACGAACACAAAACCGAGACAAAGCUUACUUUACCCCAGGCCCUCUGGAUCCCGAAGUAAUCGACCCACACAUCCCUGACCAUGCCAAGAAAUUGUUCACCCCAGGUCCCCUGGGCGUUACCAAGACAACCAAGGCUGCCAUGAUGUUGGACAUUGGACCAUUUGAUGCUGAGUUUAUCAAGUGUUUGAGUUUCAUAAGAUCAGAAAUGAUUAAAAUUGCUGAUUUAUCAGAUAAGGACUACACCACUAUUUUGUUACAAGGCAGCGGGACGUAUGCUAUGGAGGGGGUGUUACAAACCAAUGUGCCUAGGAAUAAUCCAAAGGUUUUGGUAAUAGAGAACGGCAUAUACGGCAAGAGAAUGAGCCAGAUAUGUCAGAUUGCUGGGUUCCCUUUAAAAGUUCUAAACUUUCCUGAAAAUGAACGCAUUGACUUGGCCGAAGUGGAAAGGUAUCUUCAGAAUAAUCCUGAUGUCACAACUGUGGGUAUGGUACAUCAUGAGACCAGCAGCGGCAUUCUCAACCCAGUGGAGUACGUCGGAAAAUUGGUUCAGAAAUAUACCCCAGGAGCAUCUUUCUAUGUCGAUGCGAUGAGCAGUUUUGGUGCGAUCCCCCUUGAUCUGGAGGAUGCUGGCAUCGAUUUCCUAACCGUCUCGGCGAACAAGUGUAUAGAGGGUGUUCCCGGCUUCUCCUUUAUACUAGCUAACAAACGGAGGUUGAUGGAAUGUGAAGGCAAUUCUCGCUCGCUAAGUUUUGAUCUGGUUUCUCAGUAUAUAAAAAUGGAAAAAGAAGGGACAUUCCGUUUCACACCAGCUACUCAUACACUACUGGCAUUUGGUCAGGCACUGAAGGAAUUCCAGGAAGAGGGCGGUGUUGAAGGAAGGGGUCGGCGUUACAAGAAGAACAACAAGGUUCUUCGAGAAGGGAUGAAGAAGAUGGGAUUCAAAGAGUUCCUGCCAGAAGGGCUCGGCAGCUUCCUCAUCACCACCUACACGUAUCCAAAACACCCUAACUUCAAUAGUGAGGCAUUCUUCAAGAAACUAAACGAUAAAGACCAGAUGAUCGGCCCAGGGGCAUUCACCGCAUGCCCGACCUUCCGAAUCUUCAACAUUGGUCAGAUCUUCCCACAUGAUGUGCGUCACCUUCUCAAAUCAGUUGAAACAGUCUGUCAUGAAAUGGAGCUGAAUCUUCCCCUUCGAGAAUAAACCAUACUGCAGAUUUAACGCUUUUCAAGCCAAAGUGCCUCAAAAAGCUUUACAUGUAACAGUAGAUUGAAUAAGUGAGGAUGCCUGCUUGAGCCAAUCAGAAUGGGAGUUCCUAUCCAUCUGCAACAAUGGACAAAGACAACUCGAAACAAUCUGUGGUUUUGUGGAGAUGCAUUUGUAAUGAACAUCUGGAGACAAAAUUGAUUAUUACUUGUUGUUUCUAUGCAAUUUGAUCUCCGAUUUGGUAUAGAUGACAGCAUUUGUCAGUACCUGUCAAUCAUAGAGAGGUUCUACUGUAGAAUACAUUGUAAGUUUAUAAGGAGGGCGUGCCAAGUACUGUUAGUGUUAAAUGGCAUAGUCGGAUCUCAAUCUGAUUGUAGAUGUAUGUAUAAACACAUAAAAAUGUAACUUUGUGUUAUGACCGCCAGAUUGGUAGGGCCCCUCUCUCUCGAGUCUCUCAUGAAGAGAAUGACCAGUGUACAGUGACAUCAAGUUCCAAAAAAUGCAUUCACUGUUUUUUAUGAUAGAUAUGUGCUCAGUAGUAAGUUUAUUAUGAUUUCUUGGUUACCAUAACUGCCAUUUAUUGAUUUAAUAAUUCCUCGUGCUUGCUCAAGUCUGCCAUAUGUAACUGAGGACUUUAUCUAGUGCAUGUUUUAUAUAGUAGGUCUGGUCUUUUGAUAGCUAGCUCUGCCAGUUUUGUGUAUGUGUGGUCAUACUGCUUUGGCUCUAGUUUUGAAAUACUUUUCAUUUGCUGUCAGUAAAAGUUGAUUCUUAUGUAGUUCUAUUCUGGUCAUUCCCUGUCCAGGUUCGGCCUGUAACUCAGGUGGUUGUCUCUGUUUGUGCUGUCAUUCUCAAAGUAGGCCCCUAAGAAAACCCAUAGAGAAAACAAGUGACACAUGGACAUGAAGGAGAGGUGUGCGUUUUCGUAGCUUGUGCUUGGGAGGGGGGGUUAAUCGAUCGCUAUGAUUCUGGUUGCUUCACACGUCUAUGGUUACUUAAGAUUCUUGGAGAAGAGAACUACAGUGAUGGUGCCCUGUAUUGACAGAACGUGUGUCUCGGAAUGAUGUUGUCAAUAAAUCUCAUUCUGCAGGCUGCAUAGGAGUCUGUCUUGCUGAGUGACGGAGCUAGUCAUGUUAGAACCAUGCAUGUAUCUAUGUAAAAUGAUAUUUCCUUGUUGCCAAUUUGUACCAUUAUUCAUUAGUGUUUCUUUGAUAGUGCCAUAAUUCUUUAUCAAACCAAAUAAUUUGGACCUGAACCAUACCCAGUGUGUUUGACAUCUUCAAGGUAUUAUCUUUUUCAAAUAUCUGGGAAAUAGAACUCCUAGACCUGUGCCUGACACGUGCUGUCCUCUUCUAGAGAUGUCCAGACAUAGGUUUGGUGUUGAUACCCAGUGUCAAUGGCUUUGUCAACACAUGUAUGUGUGUGUUCUUAUGUUUGACAUCAAUUUUUCGACUUGUAUACUGGCAGCUAUAGAGUUAAUGGGCUUAAGGGGGACUAUAGGCAGGAGUCGGGGGAACAUCUUGGUUGUCUUCGAGUUUCUAGGUGAUGGUUAAAACCUGGGUUGUGUCCGAUUUAGCAAUAGUUACAUGUAUAUUCGUCAUAAAGGAGGGACCCUAUCGGUGAGGUGUAACUUUAUAAUCUUGCUCUCCCCUAAAUAGUGUUUAUCGAUACAUGUACGUAUAUCUAGCUAAAUGACUUUCCAUCCAUCCACUUUUAGAAUUAGUAGUGUCUAUGCCAUGUACAUGGUGUUAGUAAAGGUAAUUAGUUGAUUAGUUGCAAUGUUCAUAAACAAUUUUCAAGCAGACAGUGUAAUUCAGCAUAAGAAUGUCUUCCAAAUUACCGUCACUUCCGAGAGUCAGUGGCAAGUCAAGUGGCACAAUAUCCUCAUAAAGUAUCUGUUGUUUUAAGGAGAGUAGUUUCAUCGGUACUUCUUGGUGUUUACAUGUAGAAAGUUUAACAGAAUGUCCUCUUGUCCUAACUUGCUGGUGCUUGCACUGACAACAUUCUCAAACUGAAUAUUGUUUAACUUAUUUUGUUGCAUUUAUAAUGCUCACGCCAAUGUUUUUGAUGUAUAGUGCCAUGAAGAAAUUAUAGUACAAUUUAUCCACUUAAAGUUGACAAGCAUUUGCUGUAUAUAUUUUCAUCGUGUGAAAAGUUUAACUCAAGUCUUGUUUUGUCAUUUUUCAUUUCUCGAACUCUCCCAUUAGAUGUUACAUGAUGCAGAUGAAUCUGUACUUAGUUUCCUACACAGUGGUUGUGAAAGCAUUACAUGUAUUCAGCAGACUGUUGAAAAAUAGGUUGUGAACUUACAUAUGUUUGUUGACACUGGUAAAUCAUAUUGAAAUAGUUGUCAGAAAGAAAACGUUUCUUUGGGGUAACAAAUCGCAAGUUUGUGAUGUGAGAUGUGAUUAAGAGAAAAUGAUUGAAACAGGAAAAUAAUGAGGUGUAGAUGGUCAGUUUCAAUUAGGUAGAAAGUAUUUCGCAUGGAUAUUUUGUGUCGCAGGUGUCUUGAAUAAAUUUAGUGUGUGAA